AUGUCGGAACCAAACUCCGAAAGCCCAACUGUUCGCAAAAAUCAAAAGAAGGCGUCGAAGUUUGUGGACGAACCCCUCCAAAUUGAUCUUCCUAGUUACGCAGCUAGUUAUUCUGGUCCUAUCAAAUAUCUGAGGCUCCUCUUUAUAGCUCAGGUGUGUCCUGCCUUGAAGGGGCAGGCCUUGAGGUUGGCGCAUGACUAUAUCAAGACAUCAACACUCAAUGUGUCGGCGUAUGAACAGAUAUUUGAAGUGCUUCUACACAGCUUUAACGAGAAGUACGGUUCUGGUGAUUCGUCAGGUGCGGGAGAAACUUCGAACAACGACAAAUUAUCCUCGGCAAGCGGUAAAAUUAUAAAGUCUGGACAUAAUGAAGCUGGCCUAGUUUAUGAUGAAGAAUGGGUGGAAAAAACCACUUUACGUGCUGCACGAAAUCGCGAUGAGCUGGAAACUGAGCUCAAAAACUUUAAAGUGAAUGCAAUCAAAGAAUGCACUAGGAAGGGCUAUGUUGAUUUGGCUAAUUUCUGUUUGGAUGUUGGCGAGUUGAAUGGUGCGAUGAAGUAUUUCACACGUUCGCGCGAAUAUUGCACCUCUUGGCAACAAGAUCUCAACUCUUGCCUCAGCAUUGUAAAGGUCUCCAUCUAUCAGGCAGCUUGGUCACAUGCGGGCGCAUACGUCUCUAUGGCGGAGAAUUUCUGCGAGACUCAGAACUCUGAGUCACCUCCAAAAAACGGUGACGCUCGGCCCAUCUCGCCCGCCGUGGCAGCCGCUCGUUCCGAAUUGGCGCUGGCCUCGGGGCUGAUCAAACUGGUCACCUGCAACUACCAGGAUGCCACCAUCCAGUUCUUGCAGGCCAACUGCGAUCCGGACGAGUGUACCGCAGACAAGGCGGCCUCUCUGCUUACGUCCACUAAUGUCGCCUACUGUGUGACGCUGUGCGCGCUGGCCACGCUGGAUCGGGGCGAGCUACGCUCCCGUGUGCUUAACAGUCCCACCUUCCGCCUCAUUCUUGAGGCGGAGGCGGAAUGCCGUGAUAUCAUUACCGCCUUCUACUCUGCAAACUAUGCAGCUUGUCUGGACGCUCUGCAGAGGAUAAAGAAUCUUCUUAGGUUGGAUCUUUUCCUUGCUGAUCAUGUGGAGUCGUUGUACGAGAGGAUUCGGGUGAAGGCGAUGUGUCAAUACUUCGUCCCCUAUGUCUGUGCCGACCUCAAGUUGAUGGCGGAGGUGUUUAGGACCGGUGUGACGGAUCUGGAAAAUGAACUGGCGGAGCUUAUACGCAAAGGGAACAUCAAGGGUCGUAUCGACUCGGAAAAGCAGCUCCUCUGUUCACUGAAAGUGGAUCCUCGUUACCAAACCUUCUCCAACACCAUAAACAUCGUCGAUCAGUGCCAUCAGCGCCUCGAGGCGGCUAUUUUACGCUCGAAUCUCAUCCGUCGUGGUUACACACGCGGCUGGCACUGA
This is a messenger RNA of Echinococcus granulosus, 1458 nucleotides long. RefSeq names its product COP9 signalosome complex subunit. The transcript is spliced from 8 exons. The record is from RefSeq and is a predicted model, not a curated record. Bases 1 to 1458 code for a protein of 485 amino acids. Lineage: Eukaryota; Metazoa; Platyhelminthes; Cestoda; Cyclophyllidea; Taeniidae. Gene Ontology annotation, cellular component: COP9 signalosome.